This is a messenger RNA of Protopolystoma xenopodis, 369 nucleotides long. The record is from the annotation of a GenBank genome assembly. NCBI's taxonomy places the organism in Eukaryota, Metazoa, Platyhelminthes, Monogenea, Polystomatidea, Polystomatidae.
AUGGCCUAUCGUACAGACAACAAAAUCAGAUACUUUUCAUUAUAUCUGCUUAAAUUCGUCCUUAUCAUAGCACCACAUGACUCUGUCACUGAACUUCUUAAACUGCAAUAUGAGUGUAUUUAUCAACUUAUCUCCACUAUUGAUGGCGAUACUGAUUACCUCUCUUACUUCAGUACCAAAUUCGAGCUUUCCACACGCCCAUCAAUGGCUUGUCGGUCCGAUUCAAAAGCCAAGGCCAACUCUUCCGACCUUCCUGUUUCAGAUGAAACGGACUUCUGCACCUUUCCUUUGCUCAUCAAAGUCCAACUCCUCGUGCCUGUCUUCGCCUACCGGACAAAUGGUGACAGAAGCAAACCUUCCUUCAAGUGA